GAGAGAAGGAGCACUAGUACCAACAAGCCUUGGAGAAUAUGAAGUUGUGUGUGUGUCUUUGUGCUUUUUUGGCCAUUGUGCCAGAACGACUCCCAGUCUGAAAUGGCGCAUUGUUUCUGUUUCGGGUCGUGCACGAGCGCGCCUCCUGCAACCGUGUACUCGCAUUGAACUUUUACACGGUACUUGUCCAAAAAUUGUUAUUUUUGCCCCAAACGUAGUUGUUUGAAAGUCUUGAAAUGUGGAGGACGCGUGUUUAUUGCUUUUCGGCAUGGGGAAGUAGAUCACCAGUGCAAGGAAGACGACGGCAGCAAGAACCACGGGCGUAACGAAACAAACGAGGAAUCGCGCGUAAGUAACCCGAGUGGGUAGUAGAGGAAGUGCAGCUUUUGAUUUUGGCCAGAGCGGUCGCUCUCCCUAGUAUUACUCACAGCUACCGAAUUUUCUCUACUUCUCUGACCGUCCUCAGUGAUGGUCGCCUCUGCUGUGGUACCUCGCUCGGGAUCGCUGUGCACGACCUUUCGGCGUUUCUGGUCCAGCGCAUCAGCGUCACCGGUGCAAAGCAACCCAAGGGCUGCGUUUGUUCCGGCCACCUCGAGGACGCAUGUGGCAGUUGGGUCUGCGGCGGGCGGGAAGAUACUAGGGGGGCACUGGAACAAUCCGAAUCACAACGGAAAUGCGUUGCGGCUCCGCAACAAUCCAAGGGCGAACCGGAGUUCUUGCAGAUCACCACUUUUACGACCAGGCGCACAACAGCAGAUUCGGCACUACCGACACUGGCACGCACCCGCGGUGGAUGAUUUUACGCUGCCGCCGCAUUCCAUGCCCAUUGAUAUCAAGGAGAUUUUAAAGCUAUCCACACGGAAAAACGACGGGUUCGUCUGAAGACUAGGGAUUUGCAACGUCAUCCUGUAAAUGGCAAGCAGGCCGAGCACUACACAGCUACGCAGGACGAGUUUUCUAGCUCCGGUGCACGAGAACUCGGGUUUUUCGAAUACAUCUUGACAAAGAAUAAUAAAAAACAGUCGACCCUCGUCUGCGCAGCACCAGCAUGCGUGAUUACAGAAUCGACUGUGUAUAAUGCUAGCCAAGCAUUACCCAGUCUUCGUCUUCCAGAUCUGAACCAACCACCUAUUUUCACUGCAUAGAAGGAUCCGAGCAAGCGGGAGUUUGACUUUCUGGACCACUACUGGUACUGGCGGAUUCGGAAGGAAUCCACAAUCAUGCACCCGGAGAGGCUCGUCACGCUCACGUAUCAAGUAACUCUUGCUGAUGCUGCGGGUGACCUGCGUUUGCAUGUCGUGAAACCAAUAGAUACUCGACGGAAAUCGAGAAGUUGCUGGCGACGAAGCAAGAAGUUGCUGGCGAUGAAUAUGGAUUUUCUUUGUCACACUUUUUCUACAACAGGUACAAGCAGCUAGCGUACGAUAUGGGCAUGCCAGUAGUGGUACGGAAAACAAUGUCUGUGAUUUUUCUUCAGCAGUGUCUUCAACCGCGUAGGCGUGCUGUUGUCAUGCGAGUUGUCUAUUUCUUUUUCUGCUGGUGCGCAGCUCGGAGCUGCCGUGCACCAGGAUCCUCUGUCAUUCCUCGAGCGCACAGCGAGAAAAAGAAUGAAUGCAUUGGUUUUAUGGCAAAAAAAACGAGCGAGUCUUUGUCUUGCGUUCCUAUUUUGUGUUGCAUGCCACAGCCACGUGGUUGGACAAGCAAGUUGACAAAUACUAAGUUUUCCUUUCACACUCUUCCGACGUCUUGGAACACCACAUGGGGAUCAUCGAAUUGUAUGAAUACUUGAAAAGCUCGCCCAUGAUCGGGCCUUUCGGGACUGUCGAGAACCCGGUAAUAGUGCCCUCCCUUUCGGAUAUCCGCCAGGUGUGUUGUACGGGCGGCACUGGUGAUAACGAACACGACGCGAUGUUGUAUCGUUACUUUUGCUCAUCUUGAUGUGUUUGUGUUUUUAAUUUCGCGUUUGCUAGCUAGUACGUCAACAUCUAUUUUUUUCGCACGAGCAAUUUGAUUGUUGAGGACAUCGACAUGGACGAACCAUAACCGACGUCAACAAUACUUAAUCAGCUUCCACUGCCGCGAGGGAUUUCUGUACCGUUGCGGUGAGUGCGACCAGAUCUUCAUGCUGGUUCGCGUGACGUACGGGAAUUCCUGGGUGGACGAAAGUUACAAGGAUCACAAGGAGAUUUUCGCCAAGGAUCCGGAUGUCGACGACGUCUUUGACAUCAAGUUGCUUGAGAGAGGUACUACUGGUGGUGAUAAAUGAUGUACUUACUCCAACCAUUUUAUGGUCGUGACCAUUUUCAUGGUCGCAACCGCAAGUGCAGUUUCGCUAUGCGCGAGAGAGAAUUACAAUUAUUUGCACAUCGUCCCAGGUCAUCGCAUGUGGAACAGCAGUGAUAUGCUUCGAUGGGAGAUGGGCGCGCAGGCCUUGAACGCCGUGCCAACGCCGGAAGACGCCACGGAAAUGAAGAUGCCCGUGAUCCGGGAGGUGGAUCUGAGUGUCGACGCAGACAUGAAGAAGCUGCCGGCGAAGUAAAAAAUAACGCAUAUAUCCAAUUGCUUGACGUAAAAACAAUCAGAAAAACAUUAUUUUCCAGCAGGGCUAGUGUACCACUUGCAGAAGUCAGAAACUUAUAAUUUCAACGAUGACGCUGACCCGGAGUCAUCUACAAGUGGUAAAGGGGUACUAAAAAGUACAGAAUUGAUGAAGAUGAACCAAAGUGAGCUGGGCCACCAGUUGUCAUUGGAAGAGCAACAAAAAGAUGAAAUUCAUACGUUGAAGAGUUCUUUCGGCAGUAUGUUGGAACUCGGGUAGAAGGAGAAAGAACUCGCCGCGUAGUUCCAACACGAUAGUGUCGAAUGGAAUCCGACAACUGCGAUAAUGCGGUGUGCUGGUAGCAGGGUCAGAGCAUCUCUGGCCUUUUGAUUCAUUGCACGGCUCUGCAGCUCCUCCGAUGUGUUGAUGUUCGUCCGCAUCAAGUAAGG
Amoebophrya sp. A120 is the source of this 2988-nucleotide messenger RNA. NCBI's taxonomy places the organism in Eukaryota, Dinophyceae, Syndiniales, Amoebophryaceae. The record is from the annotation of a GenBank genome assembly.